UGACAUCUGAGGCAUCGCUCAAGAAUUUAACGUGGCCAAUCAGCGAACGAGAGGCGGGCUUGGUCGUUGUCAAAAGGAACGAGGAGCGCGCAGACGUUAAGGACGAGCAGAUUGGAGGAUACACCUGUAGGACGGCGACAGGUGAGCCUGACCGCGAGGAGUUCAGGUUGCGUCUCAGCAGCAGGGCUGAAGAACUAGAGGAAUCUCAUCUGGAAAUGGAAUUUUUUAAUAUCAAGUCCUCAGCUGCACUCAUUUUUGAUGAGUUCUUUCAAAAUGCAGACUCACGGACGGAGAACUGGUUGCUUAUGUCAUCUCCGCUCCCUCAAACGAUCAUCAUUGCAGCAUACAUUUACUUUGUCACGUCGUUGGGGCCUCGGAUAAUGGAGAACCGCAAAGCCUUUGACCUCAAAGGAGUUCUUGUUGUCUACAACUUUGGUGUGGUGGCUCUCUCGCUUUACAUGUGCUAUGAGUUUGUGAUGUCUGGAUGGGGAACAGGAUACUCUUUCAGAUGUGACUUGGUGGAUUACUCUGAUUCACCACAGGCUAUGAGGAUGGCGGCAACAUGCUGGCUUUUCUACUUCUCAAAGUUCAUUGAGAUGUGGGACACAAUUUUCUUUGUCCUGAGGAAGAAGAACAGCCAGGUGACAUUUCUUCAUGUCUACCACCACUCCAUCAUGCCAUUCACUUGGUGGUUUGGUGUUCGUUUUGCUGCAGGUGGUCAGGGGACAUUCCACGCGCUGCUGAACUGUGUUGUUCAUGUUAUCAUGUACACAUACUACGGCCUGACUGCAAUGGGCCCCAACUACCAGAAGUACCUAUGGUGGAAGAAAUACCUCACUACCAUUCAGCUGAUCCAGUUUGUCAUGGUAACCAGCCACAUCUCCCAGUAUUUCUUCAUGAAGGACUGCCCGUACCAGUUCCCCAUCUUCAUCUACAUCAUCGCCCUGUACGGCCUGAUUUUCUUGUUUCUUUUUCUCAACUUCUGGUACCAUGCCUACACCAAGGGCAAAAGGCUGCCUAAAGUGUUGCAGGCUCAGACAUGGUCACACCACACAAACGGCGUCAUGAGUGGAAAUGCUGGUCAUGAGAAAGAUGAGUGACACAGGACUUGGCUCAUCAAGAGGUUUCGGGGUUGACCUCACUUGCGUAAGCAAACCACUGUGGCAAUCUGAGAUUGAAAUCCAAUUUUGUUUGGAUUGUUUUUUUUUUGUUUGUUUUUUUUUUGGUUGCAGUUUUACUUGCGAUUACAGAAGACAAUCUUUAAAUUAUGACCAAAGCCAUGUUUGAGGUUUAUUGACCCCAAGGUGAGGGUUUUAUUUUUGUUUACACUAAAGGUAAAUUCCAAGUUCUGUGAAAUGUCCAGAUAUCAUCCAAUUUUCUAUUACAACAUGACCCCCUUAAAAUGUGUCAAACUGUAUAUACUGACUAUAUUGCUUCACCUAUGGUAAGAUUGCAGGGCUCUUGGCUGUACACUCACACUGGACCUCCUGAAAAAGCUUUUAAUGCUGUGAUUUAGUUUUUUACUUUGCUACUCAGACUUAGGAAAUCCACUUACAUUUUCUUAAGCUGUGCACUGAAAAGUUGGGGACUGUUUUAUUUCACUAGACCUAUGAUGACCGCUCUGAGGUGACCUUUAAAAUGGUGUUACAAUGUCCUGUUGUGCAUGUGAUUGCUGCAUGCACAACAGGACAGUUUUUGUUUUGAUCACACAUGCAUGCCCACCUCUUUGUGGCCUUAAUCGCAGCUGCUGCUGAUGGUGCACACUUUUCAGCGGAAAGAGCUAUCUGCCUACAAUGUCAUCACUUUGUAAUGACUUAUUUCUCUUAUGAAGCAAUGGUGCGACGGAUACCGGUGAGGUGAGGUCUUGAACGAUCCAGAGCAGAGCUUUAUCUAAAGUUUUACUACUACUUGAGGCAUUGAAAAAUACUGUAUUAUGGGACCACAGUACGCACAACAAAUUAUUUAGCCAACCAGCAGAAAACAUGAGCAACCAUACUUGUCUGCUUUGAAUGUUUUGGUUUGUGUGUUGAAACUCUGUGGCUACUGAGGUCUUCAGAUGGAUGGGGUAGCCUUUGGAAUGAGGUCUGGAGUUUGAUAUCUGGUUAUGAUGAUCUUGAACUAAAAAGUGAGUAACUCUGCUCCUUUGACUGAGGACAAAGGAUCAAGCUUAGUGUGGAAAUUGUUUCCACAUUUUUGUUCAAAUGCAAGCACAU
Monopterus albus (swamp eel) is the source of this 2213-nucleotide messenger RNA. RefSeq names its product ELOVL fatty acid elongase 7a (gene elovl7a). Gene Ontology annotation, molecular function: fatty acid elongase activity. Lineage: Eukaryota; Metazoa; Chordata; Actinopteri; Synbranchiformes; Synbranchidae. The transcript is spliced from 8 exons. Gene Ontology annotation, biological process: fatty acid elongation, saturated fatty acid; fatty acid elongation, polyunsaturated fatty acid; sphingolipid biosynthetic process. Gene Ontology annotation, cellular component: endoplasmic reticulum membrane; endoplasmic reticulum. The record is from RefSeq and is a predicted model, not a curated record. The coding region runs from base 216 to 1100 and encodes 294 amino acids.